Molecule: messenger RNA, 207 nt
Organism: Lactuca virosa
Lineage: Eukaryota; Viridiplantae; Streptophyta; Magnoliopsida; Asterales; Asteraceae
Source: the annotation of a GenBank genome assembly
AUGUCAUCUCCCCGUCACAACUGUUCCAACGUCCUCUUCUUAAACCUUAAUUUACGCUCACCGACACUCCACCCGCACCGGAAACUCAAAGCUCCUCCCCAUUCGCUUGUACAUUCAGCUACAUCCCUUAUCGAAAACCCUUCAUUAAUAAGCACCCUCAUUUCUAGCUUCGCUUCAUUGACAAUCAAUUCAUCCCUUAUAUUAUAA